Frankliniella occidentalis (western flower thrips) is the source of this 10985-nucleotide messenger RNA. RefSeq names its product microtubule-associated protein futsch (gene ash1). Gene Ontology annotation, cellular component: nucleus. The record is from RefSeq and is a predicted model, not a curated record. The coding region runs from base 277 to 9423 and encodes 3048 amino acids. The transcript has 27 exons. Gene Ontology annotation, molecular function: protein binding; histone methyltransferase activity; chromatin binding. NCBI's taxonomy places the organism in Eukaryota, Metazoa, Arthropoda, Insecta, Thysanoptera, Thripidae.
GUGAAACUUUCGACCUGUCUUGAGUGUCAUGAGGGCGUUAUCUAUGUUUGUUGUUCCUUGGAAGGGUUAAAUUACCUUCGGAUGCAGUGCAUUAAUGAUAUGUGACCCAUUUCCUUCUCUAUCAAGAGGAAAUGAGAAGUUCAGUGAUACUUCUGGACGUGUUGUGAACAGAGCGUCUGUGCUUUGUACAUUUUUACCGCCAAAUGAAAUUUUGGAAGAUUGUUGAACUUGAAUUUCAUAUACAACUGUUGGAAAUGAUACCCCUGUAAGAGCUGUAUGGAGCUAUAUAGCAUGCCACAGCUCGACAAGUCGUUACCAUACUCGGACAUUCACUAUGUGGAAAGGAGCAAUUUGCCAAGUACAUCCAUUCCAGUGGAUGUCAAAAAAUUCUCUCCUGUUUCUGGGGACAUCUUAACAAGUUCAGCAUGGAGUGCUGUCAUACAUCGCCCUGCAGAAGACUCAGAACCUGAAGACCUUCCCUCCACAGUUGACAUGGAUGCAAUCAAGGGAUCACCAUCAACAUCUCUCCCAACAUCUGGCCCAAUGGUAUGGUCUGAAAGUGAUCGUGGUCAUGGUGAAGGUGGAGACAAUGGCAGUGAAAGUGGGGACGACGAUGACGAUGACGACGAUGAUGACGAUGACGAUGAGAAAGAGUCAUCCAGUGACAAUGACUCGUCUUCACCCAACUCAGAUGGUGAUGAUGCCGACUCUGAGUCAGGAACUGCUCAAGGUUCAGCCAGUGAUUCGGAUUCAGAAAGCAGUUCCAAGAACUCAUAUGACUCAGACUCAGAUUCAGCCUCAAGUGACAGUUCCUGUUCAUCACACAGUAGUGAAUCCAGCCAUUCAUCCAAAAGUUCAUCAUCAAAGCAGUUCCCUGGAAGUGACUUUGAAAAGCAGUCUACAGGACAAGAGCAACAACAAUUUGUUGCGGGAGUGAAGUCUAAGAAUGAGAAAAUUGAUGAAAAAAGAGAUCUUGGAUUACCCAUUAAAAACGAAGAAAAAGCAGAGGGGAAAAAAUGUUUAUCAAAAAAAGAGGAUGACAAAGAGUGUUCAAAAGAAAGCUCUCAUUUCAAGGAGGAACAUGUUGAGUUGAAUUGGCAAGAAAAAGUGAAGAAUCCAAUUCAAGUGAAAAAAGAGUCAGAUGAUGAGAGGCUAAGGGAGAAAAUAAUAAAGGAUGUACCUGUGAAACCAUCUCCAUUGCGAAAUGUGCGUCGCAAGGACAACAAUACCCUGAUGAACAGAACUUCCAACAAGAACUCGGUUGACGAAGUAUCUUCCACACUGCAUGGAGGAGGUACUUCCUCUUCUUCAUCCAGUAUAGCUUCUCGUUCUUUCAAAGACCUUCCAAACACUGCCAACAUGAAGUCUGAUCGUAAAGUAUCUAUUUCAAUCUCAAGCUCAACCACACAAACAUCUACCAUAAACGACUCUAGCAGUGAUGUGGAACUGCCUGAUCAGGUUGUAACCGAUGCUAUUCAAAGAAUACAUGUUGAGUCUAAAGUCAAAUCAGGACCAUGUGCUGCAGAUCUUGAGGAUGGCGAUGAGGAAGAUGUUGAAAAUGAUGGUUCAAGUGAUGAUGGAGAUAAAAGACAAGCUCAUUAUUCGUCAAAUCUCCUCCAGAAAUUUGUUGAAAGCACAGAGAGAUUAUCUGGGAAGCGCCGCAUUGAACAAGCCCGCUCUUCUGGACCCCAAAACAGUAUCAAGAGUGGAACCACUUAUGCUCAAAAAGAAGCAAUGAGGCGGAAACAUGGACAUCCUGGUAAACUGCCCCCUAGUAAUACGUUGUCUGGUGCUGCCCGAGGGGGUCCACCUGAUUUGGAAGUUUACUGUUCUGUGAGCAAUGUUUCCCCUGACAGUGGUAUAUACUGUGUUAAUGGGUCCCCUUCCCCAUGGCAUCAGUCCUCACCUGCUCACUCACCUCAACACCCUCCACAGUUGAAAGCCCUUCCUUCUCCACCGCAUGGCAAAGUUAAUCAAGAACAUAGAAGGAAACACACAUCAUCAUCAAUAAAAGUUGUGCCAACGUCCAGUACAAAAUCUCCUAAAAAAGUAUCUAACCGCCCUGAACAUUAUAAAGAUGCUCGGGUGCCACCUAUUCUUUCUAUUGACGAUUCUGAAGGUGAAUCAUCCUCAUCUCCUAUGCUAUCUGUGCCAGCCAGAAGAGGGCGUGGGAGACCCAAGAAAGCUCCUCCUGUUCUUGAACCUUGUCUGCCUUAUGGUGUGAAAUCUUCAUCUAAACAGCCUCAUGCCUUGGAUCAUACUCAAAUUAAGAGUAGAAAACAGGUUAACAGGAUGGAAUCUGAAAGCUCAGAUCAGAGUGUGGAACGCUGUGAUAAAAUUUUAAGUUAUUCAACACAUAGGAGUAGAGAAGUUCAAGUGACAAGCCAAGGGGUACAGUGUGACCAGUCAGAAUUUCCUCAAAUUGGACAAUCAGAAACUAAGAAAAAGAAGAAAAGUCAACCAUCUCAAGGAUCAAAGAGUAGCCAAGCUAAAUCACCCAGUACAAUAAAACCAACUCCCAACAAGAGCCAGGAUAAAGAAAAAUUGCAUAAGAAGUUGGAGGCCUUGCAAACAGUCUGUGAUCGUGUCAAGAAACCUGUUGAGAACAUUGCCCUUGGGCAUGGAUCAGUGGGCCAGUCAAAAUCAUCUUCCAAGAGUUCUUCCAAAGAUGGGAGCCCAUUGAAAAGGUCAUCAAAUAGUAAACGAGAGAAUCAUGUACCGGGCAGUCAGUUGUCAUCUUCCAAACGCAAACUUGGUCACAAAGUUGUACCUCAAAAUUGUGGUGACAAGAAAAAGAAGGGAAUAGGAAGGGGAGAAGCAGCCCGUUUAGCUGCUGCAGCUGCUGCAUUACUGUCGUCUACAUCAUCAUUGUGUAUGAAAUCAGAUUCUUCCAAUCUGACUUCUAAUGCACCCUCCUCUUCUGCAGUUUGUCCUACAAAAACACAACGCCCAUCAGAGAAGGUGGUUGCCCUGCCAAGAGGUCUUAAACCAGUGCACCACAAGCUUAAGAAGCAUCAUCGCCGAAAAGAGCAUAAAAAACAUUCAAGUAGAUCUGAACACAGAAAGCAUUCAAACCGCUCAAGCUUUAUUGACCCAAACUUUUUACAUGAACUUGAGAAGCUCAUUGCAGAAUUUCAGCGCUCUUGCUGCAUAGCUCGCAUUCAGCAACCAUCCAGGUUGACUGAAGGAACCAGAUUACCCUCAAUAUUUCGACUCAAAAGAAUAGGAAAGAAGAAAAAGGGAAGUGAACGUUCGAGGAACAGUGAUCGGGACUCUGGGCCUGAGAUAGAAAAUCCUCCACCUGUGACACCUGCUGCACGUGAUACCCGAGAUAAGGGAAGCUCUGGUGGAAAGAGACGUCCAAAGAAGAGUACAGUUGAAACUCCAAAGGGUCAAAGGCCAGAAGCAAAUAACGAGCAAAGACUUCCUCUCAAGAAGAGACACUAUCACAUGUCGACAGCUCCAAACCAACAAAGUGGCCUUACUUCAUCACCAGAACUAUCACUGGAUAUAAGCUCAUCUGCGGAAGAAAAAAGGAGCAACAAUGAUGACAGUCCCACCUCAAGCAUAAGCAGUAAAACGAGCAUGAUAAGUGUAACAAGUCAAGGAAGUCGGGGUAAUACAUCUCUAAGCACUCCAAACCUUCCGGUCAAGGCAACUACAACAUUAAGCAUGUUGAGUUCUGCUCCCUGUGAUGUGAUGCCUUGUUCCAGCAAAGCUGUUAGCUCUUCUGUUUGCAAUAUUGUUAGCAGGAUUUGCCCAGUGAAAGGAAACAUAUCCCCUGGUGCCAAUACCUCUAACAAGGAAACAGUUGUUAUGCCAGCUACUAGUAGCAGCCCAUUGUCAAAUGAUGAACCAAGCUUAUUGAGGAAAGCUGAUUCCUCUGCCACUUUUGCCAGCGUUAGUGGAAAAUCUGAACAUAUUCCUGCUCACAUUCCUCCACUGAAUAUUGAGAAUAGCUAUACUUCUACCACAUCUCCAGUUCUGUGUUUAAACAGAUGUUACAGCAAUACCUCCUCAUGCACUAGGAAUUCGGCAGAGGAAACAAGCUCAACGUUAAGUUCUAAAAGUCCUGUGCCAUCAAACUUCAGUGCAGUGCCAUCAAAGCCUCUUCAGCUUUCUUCUGAGGCUCUCAACAAACCCAACACUUCUAGUCUAAAAGCAUCAACAUCCAAAAAUAAUUCUUCAUCUGUUAAACCAAUUCCUGGGCCAGCUACCAUAAAAUCAAUUGCCGAUAGUAGUUUGCUGCUAAAGUCCUCUCCAGGACUUGCUGCUGACCAUCCAGAAAGUUCCAACAGUUCAGCCAAUCAAGAAUACAGCUCACUGUCUUCUACACCCGGCAGCAAGAGUUCAGUGUUAUCCUCAAUUGUUUCCUCAAAUUUUGAGGUUGAAUCAGUUACUAGCCAUAAGAGUAACAGUUCAGGUUCAACUUCUGAUUCUAAAUUACUUAGAAAUUCAUAUGAUGAGGCUAUUGAAGCUUGCAUCAGUAAAUAUUCAUCUGAUGUGGGCUCUGCAAAUUUGGCACCCAGAUCUGUUAUUACAACCCCUAAGAAAAGACACCGUAUGGAAAUGCAGGGAAAGCCUGGUGGAACCAAAGGAAAAGAGCUGGAGCCAAGUGUUCACUCAACCACUGGCCUUGCCGCAGGAACGCCAGCCUUAAAACGAUCAAUUUCUCGCACUGCAACUGUUCCACAAGUGUCAACACCUCUGGUUAUUGUUGCAGAUAUUUCACAGCCCUUUGUUCAGACAAAACUUACUGCUUCUUUACCUGCUCCUCAAGUUUUGUCUCCAGGAGGUUCUAAAUUACCUGAUUCUGGAAUCUUUGAACCUUCGUCAUCUUCGGAGAAUUAUGUUGUGGAUGUAUCAUUGCCUGCAACUCCUGUCAAAAGUGCAAUAGCAGGUCUUUCAAAACUGAAAGGAACAUCAAGUGGUUCAUGUUUCAAAGGUGUUGUAACACCACUUUUAGGUUUUGAGUCAUCUAAUGAACAACUGCCUCCUCCGGAUUCAUAUGCGCUAACUAGCCACAACUUACGUCAAAAGAAAAACAUUCUUGGUCUGUCAUCAGAACAGGAAGUAAAUGGUGAAACUCAAGACACUUCAUCUGAGAGACCUGCAGUGCCUUCUCUGUCUCAAGAUGAAGUUGCGCCCUCCCCUAGCUCAGCCCCAGAAAUUGAACCAGAGCUAAAGGUGAAGGCAAAGUCCAAAUCUAAAACAAAACAGGUUGAUGUUCCAAAGAAAAACGAUUCUUUAAUUGACAUUCCUGUGCCUGAAGCAGAAGUAAAAUUAGAAGAUGACAAAAGUGACAAUGCCACACAUAUUGAAUUAAAAGAACUCAGAAUACAUGCGCAAAAACUGAGUGAUGGCGACAUGAAUGUGCUCAAGGAUAAAGAUAAAUCAAUUAAACAUCCCAAGAGUGUGGGUGCUGCUCCAAAAAGAAGACGAAAGUGCAACCGCACAGGUUUUCCUGUGAAACGCAAAAGGAAAAAGAAAGAUUCUUCAGAAGUGGAAAGGCUAAAAUGGAAUGAAAAUUCGACAGAAGCUUCUAAUACCUCAAUACAAGAAAUGCAGAUCCCGUCAGGUGGUGGAAAUACAACAAAUCUUAAUGCAAUUGCCUCAAUGCCUAGUCAAGAGGAAUUGUUAAAUAAAAAGUGUGAUGAAGUUUCAGUUGGAAAACCAAAUAGAAUAGAGAAUUCUAUACCCAUCAAAGAAGAAGUUUGCGAAAGAAUUAACAAUGUGAUGGCUGAGAAAAAGAAGGACAGCCAGUCUAUGAUAUUAAAAACAGAAGACUGUUCAGCAAAUGAUAUUAAAGUAGAAGCCAAAAUCCAAGAUUCCUCUCCUACUUCUGAUGGCAAGGCCAAUUCAGUUAAAUCAGGUGAUGAAUUAACUCUGGUGCCUUACAUUGACAGAAUUCCAAACAAAGAGAAGUAUAUGUUUUCUGGUUUUACUAAAAGAUUAGAUUUUAAACAAAACAAGGUUCGCAAGCCCAGUAAAGCUGUUUUAAGAGCAAUGCGGGCAAAAUUCUCUGAAAAUAUUUCACUGCCAGAUACACCAGGUGGGAGCAUGAUGGAAUCAAAACUAAUGCCUUCUAACUGGAGCACCGAUGAUAGUGAUGAAUCUGCUGAUGACCCAUAUGAGUUUAUUGAGACAGGAGAAUCUCAUGAACAACAUGCAGAAGAUGAAGCAUUAAUACAUUUGGAAACUUUGGAGGAGAGGGCUGAAUCAGAAAAGUCUGAAGUUUUAGCCAGAACAGAAACCAAUCUACCUCCCAGAAAACUUAAAAGAGAGAUGAAAAGACCAGCUCUCACAUCUGUCGAAGAACCUGUCAAACCUAAAUAUAUAAAAUCAGACAAAGAUGGAAGCACAACAGGGAAAAGACUCAAGGGUGGCAAUAAUGAAUCACGAACAAGAAACAAGCGAAAAAAUGAGAGUGAAGAAUUGCCAUCAUCUGUUGAGUUGCGCAACGCUCGGAGCAAGAAACGCCUGCGUACUGUGCAGAGAAUGGAAGCAGACAGUUUAGAAACAGAUUGUGAUGAGAGUGUUCAUGGAGAAACUGAAGCCCCUCCUCUCGGAGGUGGUGCUGAAGUUCUAUCUGAAGAUGAAACCACAAAAAACUUUGCAAAGGAUGCUAAACAACCUAGGUGGAGGAAAAAGUUUUUACCUGCAGGACUUUUUUCAGAUUACUUCAAAUUAGAUGAGCCUCGUUCUGUAAGUGACGGCAAGAAGAGCUUGCAAUACAAACCUGAAGAUCAUCCUCAUGGCCUGUUACCUGCACCAUACCAUUGUGGAAAGUGGUUACGUCAAAGAAGGGUAAAUUUCCAGCUUCCCUAUGAUCUUUGGUGGCUCCAUACUCAUAAUAAGUUGCCUGGCCGUGAUAUUGUUCCUUCUUGGAAUUACAAGAAGAUCCGAACAAAUGUGUACAACAAUGUUAAACCUUCAUAUAUGCAUGAGCCACAGUCAUGCAACUGCAAAUUAUCAGAAGGUGGAGGCAAAGGUUGUGGAGAUGACUGCAUUAAUCGGCUUGUAUAUGCUGAAUGUGCUCCCGCACUGUGCCCCCUCAGAGACGUUUGCUCUAAUCAACGUAUCCAGAGACAUGAGUGGGCUCCAGGCCUUGAAAGAUUUAUGACCAAAGAAAAGGGUUGGGGAGUUCGUGCAAAGCAGCCAAUUAAAAGUGGCGAUUUUAUUUUGGAAUAUGUGGGUGAAGUUGUUUCUGACAGAGAAUUUAAGGAGCGAAUGGCAACAAUUUACACCAAAGAUACUCAUCACUAUUGUCUGCAUUUGGAUGGUGGUCUAGUAAUUGAUGGCCAUCGGAUGGGAGGUGACGGGAGAUUUGUUAAUCACUCUUGUGAGCCUAACUGUGAAAUGCAGAAAUGGAGUGUAAGUGGUCUCUUCCGAAUGGCUCUAUUUGCCUUGCGGGACAUUGAAGCUAAUGAAGAACUUGGUUAUGACUAUAAUUUCGCCCUCUUCAAUGCUGCUGAAGGCCAACCAUGCAAGUGCGGAUCAAGUCAGUGCAGAGGAGUCAUAGGUGGUAAAUCUCAAAGAGUGAAUGUUUUACCCUCAUCUCAAAAUGGUUCAUCUUCCAAAGUGAGUGUUGAAGAUUUAAACGAAAAAAAGGGAAGCCGCAAAAACAAAAGAAAAGCAAGCCGCAAGAAUGAUAAGGAGCAAGCUGCAGAAAAUCUGAGACAAAGGAAGCGAAUGGAGGCCCAGCGUCUCAGUCAGUUGCUCACUCUAAAUAUCCGACAAAUGUCUAAUCAACAGCGUAGCUUUGUCAUAGAGCAUCACUGCUUUUUGCUUCGAAAUCUAGAAAAGGUUCGGAGAUUGAAAGAGAAAUUGAGACAGUCAACACAGCGCCCAGAAGGGUUUACAAGGCCUGUUCCUACCAAUGUCAAGCAGUCAGACGUGUUCCUUACUCAACUUAAUGCUCUGUCCAUCCCAAGAAAUGUACGAACUCGACGCCUGGCUCAAGCAGAAGACAAUCCAGAGCUUGCUAGAAACGCAAGAUUAGCCUGUGUUUUAAAAGACCUUUUCAAUGUGAUUGUAUCCUCAAAAGAUGAAAAUGGAGAGGCUCUUAGCAAUCCUUUCAUGACCUUACCAAAUAAACGAAAACUUCCACUCUACUAUGUGCGGAUAAGAGAACCCCUUGAUUUCUCAACAGUUGAUCAAAAUAUCAACUCUGGUCUCUACUCAAAUCUAGCAGCUUUCGACCAAGAUAUCAAUAAGAUUCUCAAUAACAACCUUAGAUUCUAUGGGCGUACAACCAAUUUGGGUAUUGCAUCUGUGAGAUUAAAGAAAGUGUACUUAGAUGCCAAGAAAGAUAAGUACCCUCAGCUUGUUGAAGUUUUAGGGGAAACUGUUGCUGCAUCAUUUGUAGCAGAGAAGAAUCCAGCAGAGGAAGAAGAUGUCAUCAGGUGUAUUUGUGGGCUGUACCGUGAUGAAGGAAUGAUGAUACAGUGUGAGCGUUGUUUAGUGUGGCAGCAUGGUGAUUGUGUUCGUUGUGAUGACACUGUGGGGCAAUACUUGUGUGAGAUUUGUGAACCUCGCACUGUUGAUCUUGAAAUAGUCAUGGAUCCACAGCCUGAAGGACACAAACCUGAAGGACAUGACAAGGAAUAUACUACACUCUUGCGAAAUGAUCUUCAGAUCCGACAAGGGGAUACUGUCUAUGUUUUGAGAGAUGUGACUGAGGGAGAAGGAGAGUCACAGGCCAAGGUGACAUACAAGACAAUCAAGGAUCCCAAAUAUGGUGAUAUGGAUAUUUUCAGAAUUGAAAGGCUUUGGAAAGAUGAUAAAGGGGAACGUUUUGCCUUUGGUCACCAUUAUCUUAGACCACAUGAAACUUACCACGAACCAACGAGGAAAUUUUACCCUAAUGAAGUUAUGCGUGUUCCUUUGUACGAGAUUAUAUCUCUUGAUUUGAUUUGGGCACGGUGCUGGGUUUUGGAUCCCAUGACAUAUUGCAAAGGCCGCCCAAUUGAAGCUGUGGAGGAGCAUGUGUAUAUAUGCGAGUACCGGGUGGACAAAACUGCUCGAUUGUUCUACAAGGCCUCCAAGUCUCAGAGCCGAGCAAAUUUAUGUCUGAAGAGCUAUGCAUUCGAAACUUUUGAAACAAGGCUGAAACCUGUGAGAACUUACACUCCCCAUGGCCCUGUACCACCCUUGAAACCUCGAGUACGAUGCAACCAGGAUGAUGCAAGUUCUACCAAAUCAAUGCCACAAUCAUCUGUUGCGGAAGAGGAGGAAGAAGUGCCUCUUGCACGUGUAAGGGAUUCUGCUGUAGCUGAAAAGCGGGAAAAACAACAAAAGCACUUAAACGGGAUCUUAUUGCGACUCCUUGCCAAUCAGCAAUGCAAACAACCUUUGGAUAUGUCUCAUCUGUUGGAUCGUGGAAGAAGACCAAGAAAAAAACCAUCAUCACUUAAUACAUGAGAGUGGCUUUUAUAACCUGGUUGAGACUUAACAACAUGGGAGUAAUGCUUGGCGCUUCAACCUGCUUGCUCACUUGUACACAUUUUUCAUCUGUUUCCUCUUUAUUACAUUUUAAGGUGUAGGGAACAUCAGCAAGCUGUGUUAUUUUUUGGGGGAUAUGAAGCCUAGGUGGUUGAAUGGGUUAGCCUUGAACUGCGCAGUCACUGCCUUUGUCCUGGUUUUCCUAGUUUGGUGCAUUCAUCAAGUAAGUUUUGUCUCAACUUGCCUCAGACGCAUUUACUUUACCCAGCCAUCAUGCUUUUAGAUGUUUAUAUGUAACUAUAUAUUUUAUUACCUGUUGAACGACUUUCAAUGUUAAUUCUACCCGUUUAUUGUUUGUUUGUUUAGAUAGUGCUUUAUUUAACUUUUGGUGGGAACUUCUUUAAAAUUAUGGAGGAAUGCUUUAAAUUUCUCUUUCCCCUUUUUUAAAUGUCCUCUAUUAAGCUGUGCAAGCUUUAUCAGCGUCACAAAACCUGUUAAAGGUAUUGUUGAUGGCAAAUGUACCUGAAUUUUCAUGAUUUCUGGGUUUUGUCAGUCGUCUGAGAGCAUAUGGUUAUGCUUAGCCUAUUAACAUACAUUAGUUCCCUUGUUACAUUUUUUUCUGUAUAUUGUAUGGUAGGUGUUAUUUAAAAAAAAAUGAUCUUUUGCCACCUUGGACUGUACAUUACUCAUCUCACUUAAAGUUUUGUGUGUUAACUUGUGGAUCAAUGUGAUCCUCACGUGUUUCAAGCUUAAGUAUUUGGGAUUUUAGUGAAGUUGACAUGGCCAAGUAUCCAUUGUUUUGAGAGUACAAAUGAUAAUUGAUUUGAAUCAUCUGUGAAUGCCAUCUUCGUACUGAUUAUUGUUAGUUGUGUAUAUUUAGAUUUUUUUAGGGACUAUUAUUUUGUAAUGGCAUACAAACAUCCUGUAUAAAUGAAGUAUUUGGAUUAUAUUUUUAUGCUAGUCAUAACCAAAUCAUUUUAGCCACCAUCAUUCAUCUAAACUCUUGGUAUAUCCUUUAAUGUAUUGUAAUUCCACCCGUUUUGUUGUAAAUUGCCAUCAAUAUAGAUAUGUUUUCUCUGAAAAUCAUCUGUAUCAUUGCCUUCUUUCUUUUUUCUUUUUUUUCUUUUUUUUUCUUUUUUUUGAUCUGUUCUUUUGCACCCCUUUUUGUCAGAAUUUGAAACAUGUUUGUGUUUUUUUUAUACAAUGCAGUGUCCUUUACAAACUCAGUAUGUAAUACUGAUAACAUGUAACAUAUAUGUAUAUUUACUUAAGUUUAAGGUUACCAUAGAGUAGUGUUAAUAAUCUGUGUUGUGCAUAUUUAUUUAUCAUGUUUGCUGUUUCCCUUAUUUUCUAUUUGGAACAAGUAAAUAUAAGCUUCCUCAACCUCAGAGCAAUAGGCAUCUGCAGCUUAUUUGGCUGUGUGUAUCAAAGAGAAACUAAGGACAGUAAAUAAGUAUUGUAGCUGUACAUAUUUAUUUUAAGUGUUAAUUGAACUUGUUUCCUUUGUACAGAUAUGAAAAGAAUUAUUCUCUGUAGCACAA